Messenger RNA from Sarcophilus harrisii (Tasmanian devil), 3211 nucleotides. RefSeq names its product solute carrier family 5 member 10 (gene SLC5A10). Lineage: Eukaryota; Metazoa; Chordata; Mammalia; Dasyuromorphia; Dasyuridae. The coding region runs from base 38 to 1843 and encodes 601 amino acids. Gene Ontology annotation, cellular component: plasma membrane. Gene Ontology annotation, molecular function: D-glucose:sodium symporter activity. The record is from RefSeq and is a predicted model, not a curated record. The transcript has 15 exons. Gene Ontology annotation, biological process: transmembrane transport.
UGCCCUCAUUCAGUCCUGUACUGAAACAGAAGAGAUCAUGGCAGAUAAUUCCACCAGUGACCCUCACUUCUUUAGGCAACAACUUAACACGGCUGAUAUUGUUGUCAUCGCAGUGUAUUUUGCUUUAAAUGUAGCUGUGGGAAUAUGGUCUUCAUGCAGAGUCAACAGAAACACACUGAAUGGAUACUUUCUUGCAGGAAGGGACAUGACAUGGUGGCCAAUUGGAGCCUCUCUCUUUGCCAGCAGUGAAGGAUCUGGACUAUUCAUUGGACUGGCUGGGUCAGGUGCAGCAGGAGGAUUGGCCGUAGCUGGCUUUGAGUGGAAUGCAACAUAUGUAUUGCUGGCCCUGGCAUGGGUAUUUGUGCCCAUCUACAUCUCUUCAGAGAUUGUCACCAUGCCCGAGUACCUUCAGAAGAGAUACGGAAAGUCCAGGAUACGCAUGUACUUGUCCAUAUUGUCACUGCUGCUGUCUGUUUUCACCAAGAUAUCUAUUGACUUGUAUGCAGGGUCCCUCUUUGUACAAAUCUGUCUGGGCUGGAGUUUUUACCUGUCUACUGGCUUAGUGUUGGUGAUCACAGCACUUUACACUGUUGCAGGUGGCCUGGCUGCUGUCAUCUACACUGAUGCAUUACAGACAUUGAUUAUGGUAGUUGGGGCAAUCAUCCUGACAAUCAAAGCUUUUGACCAAAUUGGGGGUUAUAACCAGUUGGAAGCGGCUUACUUACAGGCAAUACCAAACAAGACCAUCCCUAACACAACAUGCCACCUGCCCCGGGCUGAUGCCAUGCACAUGUUCCGAGACCCCCGCUCUGGAGACCUCCCAUGGACUGGGAUGACCUUCGGUUUAACCAUCAUGGCCACAUGGUACUGGUGCACUGAUCAGGUCAUAGUACAGAGGUCCCUUUCUGCCAGGAACCUGAAUCAUGCUAAAGCAGGCUCCAUCCUCGCCAGUUACCUAAAGAUGCUACCCAUGAUCCUCAUCAUUAUGCCAGGCAUGAUUAGUCGGGCACUAUACCCAGAUGAUGUGGGCUGUGUAGUGACAUCUGAGUGCCUGAGGGCCUGUGGGACCGAAGUGGGCUGCUCCAACAUCGCCUACCCCAAACUAGUGAUGGAGUUGAUGCCCAUGGGACUUCGGGGACUGAUGAUUGCUGUCAUGAUGGCUGCCUUGAUGUCCUCCUUGACUUCCAUCUUCAAUAGUAGCAGCACACUUUUCACUAUGGACAUCUGGAGGAAGCUGAGACCUCAAGCAGGAGAGAAGGAGCUUCUGUUGGUGGGCAGGUUGGUUAUUGUGGUCCUCAUUGGCAUUAGUGUAGUCUGGAUCCCAGUCCUCCAGGGCUCCAAAAGUGGCCAGCUCUUCAUCUACAUGCAGGUGGUCACCAGUUCCCUGGCACCCCCGGUCACAGGUGUCUUCAUCCUAGGAGUAUUUUGGAAUCGGGCCAAUGAACAGGGGGCCUUCUGGGGCCUGAUGACAGGACUAGUAGUGGGAGCUACCCGGAUGAUCCUGGAAUUUGUUUACCCUGAGCCACCUUGCGGCUUCCCAGAUAACCGGCCAGCUGUGCUCCACAGCUUUCACUAUCUUCACUUCUCCAUAGUGCUCUUCUCCAUCACAGUUGCUGUAGGUACUGCUGUUAGUCUGCUAACUCCGCCUCCUGAUGAAUCUCAGAUCAAGAAUUUAACAUGGUGGACUCUUUCCAAGGACAAUCUUUUAGAGGCUCUUCCUGAAGCUACUGAUGUGGGACACAAAGCUGGAAAGAAGCAAACUGCCUUCUGGACCCGAGUCUGCAACUUCAAUGCCAUUCUGCUUUUGUGUGUCAACAUAUUCUUUUAUGCCUAUUUUGCCUGAUGGUGGCCAUUUUCUGGGAAGCCAGAGGACUGUGGAAGAGGCCCUCAGGGAUGUAACAGAUAUUUGUCCCAAUUAGAAUUCUAGAAAAGGAUCAUAGACUUAGUAGAGCUGAUAGGACCAUCUAGUCCAAAUCAUUGAGAAGGGAAGUGACUUGCCCAGAGUUAUACAGCAUGUUGCUGGAGACCUAGGAUUGAAAUCCAAGGCUUCUGACUUCCAGGGCAAUACUAUUUCUAUUAAACUGAGUUUCCUUUCUUUUCCUAGUCCAAAAGCAUUAAGGCUGUUGGGAAGUUCCUAUAGGAACAUGUUUCCUUUGAUACUGAAUUGUCCCACCAAUACCACCAUCAUUACCAAUCACCACUGUGUGUUAAAAUCCUUAAAAAUGCCUUCAGUUUAGGAAUCCACUGGAAUCCACUCUGUAGAUUCCAGAGCCUGGAACAAUCUGCCUGGGAUCUCUAGCCCCACUCCCUGCUCCUAAUCAUCAUUACUUAAGGCAAUGUCAGAGAGACUGAGCUCUGCUCCCAAAUAGCUGUGUGAUCUUGGGAAAGUCAGUUUCCUCUGGGAUUCAGUUUCCUCAUCUAUUAAAUGAGAGGACUGAAUCAGGUGAUUUCUAGGUUCUUUAGGGAUCGAAUAUUCUAUAACUCCUGACUAUUCCUUUCCCCCCUACCCCUAGCCUAUGGCUGAGUCCAAAGCACCCUUCACAUGUCCAGCUUCCCCAGAAUGGGCUCCUCCCUCCUUCACAUUUUGAAUCUAUAACUCAGUGAAUUCCUCAUCUUGAGAUCUGGAUAGGGAAUGGGGGAAAGGGGAGUGUAUGGGCCUUGAGGUUCAGUGAGAUUUGAUUAGGAAGCCAUGAGUCUGUGUAGUAGUUAGGGGAAAAGCCAAUAGCCUACCUCAUCCUAAUCAGUAUGGCAGAACCAGAGGGUAACCAAACACCCUACAAGACUUUAUAGGCCUCCCAAGGAGCACUUCCUAUCUAUAUCACUUGGUUUCUGGCCAAACACUAAGCACUUCUACGAUGUCCAUAAAGCCAGAUGCAAAGGCAAAUCAGCUCAGAGUCUGGCAUGCUUCCCAGGAGCCAUUAUGGCAUGUACAUUUAUGAGUCAGUCCCUCCUAACCCCACAAGUGUUCCCUAGGGCCCAGGGAACCGUAGUGUUGUUACAGCACUAUUUCUCCCAACCCUGAUGUGGGACCCUCAUCCCUUCACCAGUGGUACCCUAUUCUUCCCUUUGUCUGCCCAAGGGAACCUUUAUCACUGAACAACUCCAAUGUGCUCUAGGUCUUUAUCUGCUAGGGCUUAGGCAGGGGUCCUCAAACUACGGCCCGAGGGCCAGAUGCGGCAGUUGAGGACGCUUUUCCCCCUCACCCAGGGCU